UGCAAUUGCGCUUCCCUCUCGCAGACGAAAGCGUAAAUCCGCAAACGCACAUAUACGCUAGAUCUAAAACUAGAUGCAAAUUAUUAUUACUAAAACAGGAUUCAGUGGGAAAUAAUACUGUAUCAUAAUAGUACUGCGACGAAAUAAACUCGUAAACCCCAAUAGCUUAUUCCCGAGACCUCGCGUCAUUUCACGCGCACGGAAGUUACAAUGGCGUGAGGAAAAGAGCUGUCCGAGGUGCUGACACCAACCGUGGAUCUGUUUAUUAAACAUGUGCUGAAAAGAGGAACAUUUAAACACUUAAACACUACAUUCAUAUAUUUAUAUAUAUUUAUAUUUCAUUUAUAUUUCAGUGUUUCUACCUGAUACCUUAAUACAAGUUUAUCUGUUUAAAUCAGGACAGAGCUUUGGCUAAAUGGAUGAAGCAGAAGAGUCAGCAUCACGUAUCAUCAGUUCCCAUAAGUCCAGCAGCAGUGUCCCAGACAGUAAAGCUGGCAGCGCUCCCCAGUGCGAUGGAGGGUCAGAACGUCGGAGCCUGCUGCAGAUGUCCGAGUCCCAGGGACUGCAGCUCCUGGGUGUUCUCCAGUCCUUCAGGGAACAGGGUUUACUGUUUGACUUCACCAUCAAGGUCCAGGAACACAGUUUCCCCUGCCAUCGCUGUGUUCUUGCAGCAUGCAGUGAUUUCUUUAGAGCGAUGUUUGAGGUGGACAUGCGAGAGCGUGGGGACGGUUCAGUGACUCUGAGUAACCAGUGUCCAGCAGCGGUGGAGUCCUUCCUAAACUUUGCCUACUCUGGAGAGGCUCUCAUUACUGAUGGCAACGUGGACAUGCUGUUCCAGCUCGCCUCCUUUCUGCAGGUAUCGGUUCUGUCACGGGCCUGCAGUGACUUUUUGAUCGGAACCAUGGAUCUCUCUAACUGUCUGUCGCUGCUGUCCCUCGCUGAGGCCUACGGCUCAGCGUCCCUCCUGCAGAGUGCCAAUGAGUUUGUUGUGCGGAAUUUCUCUGACCUUUCCAAAACCGCUGAUUUCCUGGAUAUGCAGGUGAAUGUGCUGGAGGCAUGUCUAAGGUCAGAUGCUUUAAAUGUGUCCAGUGAGGAGGCCGCGGUCACGUCACUGCUCAGAUGGAUUCGGCACGAUCUCCCGGAAAGACAAAAAGUGUUGCCAGGAUUGUUAUGUCUAACUAGACUGCACCAGCUGCCUCCACCAGCACUAAAGACGCUACGUGAGUCAGACGCUCUUCUCCGCGAUGACGAGGCCUGUCUCGCCCUGCUGUCGGAGGCUCAGAGCAGACAGCGCGGGUUUAGCGGCUUACUCAGCGAUGCCAGGCCCGCCACCACACAGAGCUACAUCUACAUCCACAAGACGGAGGAGAGCGGAGAGACCCGUCACACCUUCUGCUACUGUCUGGAAACAGACCGGUGGAAGGAGUUGGCAACAGGACACGGGGCGGGGACGGCGAUGCCAGAUCCACCGGGCUCCUGUCUUACAAGUUAUGCUGAGAAGAUGUUUGUCACAGGUGGAUGUCAGGGAAGCUGUAGCCGGACAGUUCGUCUGCAUGUGGCUGAGCCGUUCCAUGAUGCUACGGAUGAGGUUUGGUGCUUUUGCCCCGUGACACUCACGUGCACCCCAGCACCUGCCAUGCUGAAGCCCCGCACCAUGCACACGGCGGUAACCUGCUUGGACCAAGUCUAUGUUAUUGGGGGGCGUACCAGGGGGUCCAGAGGGGAGGCUCCCAGUCUGCUGGAGGUGGAGUAUUACAAUCCUCUGACCCAGACCUGGUGCCCAGCCAGCCCACUGCCCACCGCCAUCUUCUACCCUGAGGCCAGUGCUUGUGGCACAGCCAUCUAUGUACUUGGAUCCGAGGUGGAAAUCACCGACUCCUUCAACCCCUCGCUGGACUGCUUCUUCCGCUACGACGCCCGGCAGGACCAGUGGAGCCGCCUGGUGGCGGAGUUUGGCCAGUUCUUCCACGCGACGCUGGUUAAGGCCGUGUCAAUUCACAAUACACUGCAUCUCUGCGACCUGUCCACCUAUAAGGUCUACAGCUUUUGUCCGGAGACGUGUGUGUGGAAGGGUGAAGGCUCGUUCGAGUGUGCGGGGUUCAAUGCUGGCGCAGUGGGUAUGAGAGACAGAAUCUACAUCCUGGGUGGAGACUACUCACCCAAUGAGGUCACAGAUGAGGUUCAGGUGUACUACAGUGGGAGGAGUCAGUGGGAGGAGGUGGCUCCCAUGCCCAGAGCGCUCACCGAGUUCCACUGCCAGCUCAUCAGCUUCAACAGAUACAGAGACCCGUGGGGCGACGCAGCAUCAUAAACACCAGCCACACACACAAACAGAUGCACAUGUGUGAGCAGCUACCCCAUCACCACCCCCCCCCCCCCCCCCCCCCCCACGCAAUGGAUGGCAGGGGCCUCCAGAGACACUGACAAUCAGAGUCGAACUACUAAAACCUCCCAUCUCCCAGACAAACGCAAGCCAACGGAUGUUGUUGCUUUUAUUGUCUAAUUGUCUAGGACACUUGUACAAGGGGAACACCUGCUGUUAGAGAAUCUCUGAACACGGUUCCUCCAAUGAAGGCACCUUACUGAGCUUGUCACUAUUUCACAGAUCCCGUUGCACACGAGGAUUUCAGCUCUGCAACAGCUGAACUGUUUAACAUUCUCUGUGCAUGUCUGUUUCAGAGAAAAACGCCCCAUAGCUUUAGUCAACGCGCAUGCAGAUGUUGCCAAUGUGGGUGAGAAUUCAACAUUAUUAAAGAGAGUUUUGUGGCAAAAGCGAA
Betta splendens (Siamese fighting fish) is the source of this 2777-nucleotide messenger RNA. RefSeq names its product kelch repeat and BTB (POZ) domain containing 3 (gene kbtbd3). NCBI's taxonomy places the organism in Eukaryota, Metazoa, Chordata, Actinopteri, Anabantiformes, Osphronemidae. Gene Ontology annotation, molecular function: protein binding. The transcript has 10 exons. The coding region runs from base 416 to 2311 and encodes 631 amino acids. The record is from RefSeq and is a predicted model, not a curated record.